Molecule: messenger RNA, 2313 nt
Organism: Puccinia triticina
Lineage: Eukaryota; Fungi; Basidiomycota; Pucciniomycetes; Pucciniales; Pucciniaceae
Exons: 2
Coding region: 1-2313 (770 amino acids)
Biological process (GO): intra-Golgi vesicle-mediated transport
Cellular component (GO): COG complex
Source: RefSeq, a predicted model, not a curated record
AUGGUGGCCAUCAAGAGCUUUGCACAACUCUCUCUUUCACGCCCUUCCUCCCAACCCGCAGCAUCCCGAGCCACUAAUGACACCCUCCAAUCUCCCACCGAGCAUGCUGCCGUCCCCAACUUGGUCCGACGACCGACCUGCAAUGAAGACUAUUAUUUAUCGGAUGACCAGCUUGUCCUUUCCAAGCACUCAAGUCGCUCAAAGCCUUACGGCUCCCCCCUUCCUCCAGCUGACGCAAAGUUCAACUCGGCCCAUCCCAUCAACCUCAAAGUGUCGUGGAACGGUAACAAUGAAAAUCCGACAUCGGGUCAACCAGUCACGAAAGCAUCUACGUUCAGCUCCAACAAACUUACCAUACCUUCUAAGGUUCAAGCUUUGGCGUCCUCAACCCCAACGGCGUCACUUACCAAUGGUCACACCACUCCAGUCGGCCCUCAGCCCACUACGCACAAGCAUUUGAUCUCGAGCCUACGUACCGUCUCUGGCAAACAGAGCGCAGCCCUCUCCCGCAAUCCGACUCCCCUCAGCUCUGUGCCCCAAAGUCCCCCAACCGUUUGCCCCAGCGGCUUAGUUCCUGCACCUGCCAAUCCGAUCGCCUUGCAUCAACUUGAAGCCAGCUACGUUAGUAAAGUUGGGACUCGUCUUCGGGACUUGAUCGACCAAGUCUUUCCUUCAUCUAUUGAAAAUAGUCCUGUUUGGAACGGCAGGGGGGCACCGAAACCAAGUGCUGCUGUUGAAGUCGUCGAGGCCUUGAGGCAUGAGUUGGAAGUUUGUAGUUGUGAUUCGUACAUUUUUCGCUCGCUCUUUCGGACCGCCGCCAUUCCUGCCCUUACGGUUUUCGCUGGAAGACUCGGCUCUCUUCUCAUAUUGCCAGCCAGUGACAGCUCUGCCCUGUAUGUUCCCAAGUCGAUCAAAGAUGCGGAUCAUUCGUUGCCGGUCGCAUUGCGCUAUAACAUUGAAGUUGUACGGUGCGCCUGGGCAGCAUACUCGUUGAUCCGUGGGAUCUUGAAAACAAAUGAAUGGGGCCCUGAGGUCAAGAAAGUGCUGCGCGAUGGCUUGGCGCCGUUUUUAUCGAAGAUGGACGCCAUCAUUCAGCAAUUCAUGGGCCCGUACGUCCUAGAGAUCAAGAAGCAAGUUACCAGCUGCAUCUUAAAGUAUCAAUCAGUGGAAUCCAGUACCGUCCCAGCGGCCAAAGGGCAUCUCUCUCUCAGCCGUACAAUUCCAUCGCUCGGCGGUUACGGGACUUGGAUGACGACUGCCCAUCCGCACGAGCCUCUGCGCGAGCUGAUCAAUUUGUUGGAAGGCGUCCGGAAAGUUUUGAUGAUCAAAUUGGCUUGUGGAGCUGAAAGUCAUCGUUGGAUGGUCAGUGUCGCUACCCAGGCGGUAUGGAAAGGCAUGCUCGUCUUCGCCACUUGCGCAUUUCCUCUCCCGACUCCGAACUCGCAACACUCUCGUGUAUCACCUGCUACCCCGUCCGCCCAUCUCAUCGACAGCUAUUCCUCAGCACUGGGCCUCAGAGGUGCUAGACACAUAUUGCACCCCGUCAAACGUUCGCCAUCACCACCAUUGAAGUCCGAUGUUACCCUGCAUCAGGAACUGGUUCAGAACCUCAAGGUGUUUGCAGUGGCGAUUAGCGACUUUGUGAAGGAUAUUGCCGGGCUCGAUCCCCGUUCCGGCAACAGUCCCUCGAGCUGCACCGGCCAGUGUGAGCUGUGUGCUCAAGGCUUUUCGGUCAACCCGGGAGAUGACGGCGACUUGGUUCGAGAGGCCAUGAACGAAGCCUUGGAGGCUCUCUCGGCACUCCAGCUCGUCGCCUCGGCUCUUCUUCUUCCAGACCGCUUACGCAGCAGCUUGAUUGCAUGCACAGACGCUUCGACGACCCUGAGCUUGUCCCUGGCUACUCGCAAGGCGGGUGACACUCAGCCCGCUUGUCCGACCUUAACGCUAGCAUUGAAAGAGCUUCCGCCGUUCAUCCUGUUGCAUCUUAUCGGCUCGCGGAUCUCCAAGGAAGCUGGCUUCAGACUGCCUCACGAAGUAUGGGGCAUCAGCUGGGCGGAUUACCAAGAAGAGUUGAAGGGCUUCGUCGCCGCCGAGCGCUGGCUUCCCGAGGUUGCUCACGAGAUGGCCCAAGAGGUCCGUCGGAUCCAGCGCCUUCGCCAGAAAAUCCUCGAGACAACCUCCGACGGCCUUUCGCCCACUUCGUCCAAAGGCUCGUCGGACCACUCUACCGGUCAGACCCCCGAUUCCCGCGCUGCUGACGAUGUCGAAUGGGUCAAUCUUUUACUGCUCUCCAUUCAAGUCUUGGUUGCCUAA